Molecule: messenger RNA, 1336 nt
Organism: Vigna angularis (adzuki bean)
Lineage: Eukaryota; Viridiplantae; Streptophyta; Magnoliopsida; Fabales; Fabaceae
Product: peroxidase 16
Exons: 4
Coding region: 109-1095 (328 amino acids)
Biological process (GO): hydrogen peroxide catabolic process; response to oxidative stress
Molecular function (GO): peroxidase activity; heme binding
Source: RefSeq, a predicted model, not a curated record
GUGAUAUAUAUAUACAUAUAUGUUUUUGUAUAUAUGAUAUAUAUUACAAUGUGCAGCAUAAGAAUGAAUUGAUAGCAGCAAAAAGUAAAAAGAAGUGAAGAAGUAGUGAUGGGGGAUCAUAGCUUUCUUGUGAUUUUUUCAUCCUUGUUGGUUCUCAUAAUUUGUGCAGACACAAGCUUAGCUCAACUUACUCCAGGUUUCUACAGAAAGACAUGCCCCAAUGUGGAACGCUUGGUUCGUUCUGCUGUGGAGUUGAAGUUUCAGCAGACCUUUGUGACUGCUCCUGCUACUCUCAGACUCUUCUUCCAUGAUUGCUUUGUGAGGGGUUGUGAUGCUUCCAUUUUGCUUGCAUCUCCAAAUAAUAAGGCAGAGAAAGAUCACCCUGAUGACAUUUCUCUAGCUGGGGAUGGUUUUGACACAGUGGCUAAAGCCAAGGCAGCUGUUGACAGUGUCCCUCAGUGCAGAAACAAAGUCUCUUGUGCUGAUAUACUUGCUCUGGCUACCAGAGAUGUCGUAAAUUUGGCUGGGGGACCAUUUUAUAGAGUUGAAUUGGGAAGGCGUGAUGGGAGAAUAUCUACUAUUGCCAGUGUUCAACGUCGUCUUCCUCAUCCUCAUUUCAAUUUAGAUCAGCUAAAUUCCAUGUUUUCUUCCAAUGGCCUCACCCAAACAGAUAUGAUUGCCUUAUCAGGUGCACAUACUAUUGGAUUCUCUCACUGUGGUCACUUCUCAAAACGGAUCUACAAUUUCAGUCCCAGAAAACCAAUCGACCCAACAUUAAACUUACAAUAUGCCUUAAAACUUAGAGAGGCAUGCCCUCUGAGAGUUGAUUCUAGAAUUGCCAUAAACAUGGACCCUAUGACACCCCAAAAGUUUGAUAACCAAUACUUCAAGAAUCUGCAGCAAGGAAAGGGUCUAUUCAGUUCUGAUCAGGUCCUGGCUACAGAUGAAAGAUCAAAGGGCACAAUCAACUUAUUUGCAUCAAGUCAACUAGCUUUUAACAAUGCUUUUGUUCAAGCUAUCACUAAGAUGGGAAGAAUAGGUGUCAAGACAGGAAGACAAGGGGAAAUAAGGUCUGAUUGUUUCAGGGUUAACUGAGAAACUGAAAUCAUGACAUGCUCUCUACAAAAAUGUUUGUAAGAUGAUUCUAUCAUACUCAAGUUCUGAAAAAGUGAGACUAGUGUAAUAAAUGUUGAUUCUAUUGUAGUAAACUAAAGCAACUGCUUUAACUGACGUGUGUCAGUUAUACUGUGCCCUAUGCACCGCUUAUAUACUCUCUUACUACUCUUACCUUUUUGAAUAUAUGUUUUUACAUUUUCCCUUUUAUUCUCUGCUCUAU